AUGCGAUUAUCCGUCCAGGGGCUCGCCUUAGCUGCCCUCUUCCCACUUGAACUAUGGGCCCACGUAACGACAGGAAGAGAGCGACAAGGAGUCAUCGGAUACGGCAUUACCAUGUACGAUCCUCCCUGCGCGUACGGAUGCAUCGACACGGUUAAGUCAUGGCCUCUCCAAUGUGGUGGCGAUCACGGAAUGGACCAUGACAUGAGCUCAAUGCACAUGGCAGCUGCGACGCCUGAGUGCAAAGCCACCAAUGAUGCCUUCCUCACAACCCUGGCGUGGUGUUUUCACACCCAUUGUCCAGACACCAAGAACUCAACACUCGAGAGUGUUUGGGAAAUGGAUAUUGUGGGAAGAAUGAAGGUCCAGCCUUCUCCCAAGUACUCGUAUCAGGUCGCGCUGGCUCUUGCUUAUGAGUCGCCUCCAACUGAGAUUGUCAAUUCAGAAGCGGUGCUCAACAAGACUUCUCUGGUCGAUGAGGCAGCUUGGAAAAGUAACUUCAACGCUGAUUACAUCUUUGAGAAGAUGGAGGCGGUGACCGAGAAAUAUGGUAUCAUUCUAAUGGUAAUUUGUGUCGCUAUCCCCAUCAUUUUCUCCUGGAUCGAAUGCCUCCCACUUCCACAGUCCGCCGUCUCCAAGUUCUAUGCUACAUUCAUCGACCCUCCCCUCUUCGGAAGCUACCACUCCAUCCCAGUUCUAGGUCUAGGCUUCGUUCCCACGCGCGGACAAGCAAUCUUUAUCGCAUUCAUAUGGGUCAUCAAUAUCAUUCUUUGCGCCGUUGGAUACGAACUCAAAGACCCAAUGUCAUGGUACAAUUCCUUGGACCAGCAACUGGUUUCUUACAUCAGUAACCGUGUUGGGCUCUUGAGCUUUGUGAAUCUAGCCCUCGCUGUCCUCUUCUCUAGCCGGAACAACGUACUUCUUUGGGUCACCAACUGGUCUUACUCAACUUAUGUCCUUGUUCAUCGGUGGGUCGCUGUCAUUUGCAUGUUGCAGGCAUGUCUGCACUCAGCUAUCUACUUGCAGGUUUACCUUGACCCUGCUGCAAUGGGCGAAGGCGCGCAUGACAAGGAAGCGAAGGAGGAUUAUUGGAUCUGGGGCAUAGUUGCUACCCUGUCUCUGGUCCUGCUGAUACCAUUCUCCAUACUCCCGCUUCGCCAAAAGCUCUAUGAGGCUUUCUUGGCUUCUCACGUUGUGCUUGCCCUUUUGUCUAUGAUUGGGUGCAUGUUGCACAUUUUCUACCGAUAUGAGUGGCAGUGGGGAUACCAGACAUGGGUUUGGAUUGCCUUUGCCUUUUGGAUUUUCGAUCGCUUCCUAGCUAGGCCCCUCCGGGUGAUGCGAAACGGUGUCAAGCGAGCACAUAUUACUUUGAUUGACGAUGACUAUCUAAGAAUCAUGAUUCCCAAAGCAGAGGGAGAUGGUCAUGUCUACGUUUACUUUCCUUCCCUUACCUGGCGUAUCUGGGAGAACCACCCCUUCUCAGUGGCAGGUAUCUCUUCCAGACCUUACCCGCCCCAUCGAGCAGAGUUGGCUCAUUAUAGCGACAACGGCAAGGAAGCUAAGAAUGACUCAACAGUUACGGACUUGGAGCUACAUACAAGGGACGCUGAGGUCUCGGGCCUUGUUAUAUUCGUUCGUCGUCAUGGCGGAUUGACAUCUCUCCUGGCAUCAGCUUCAAACUUGAAUCGUGGUAUUCCCGUUCUGGUUGAGGGUUCAUACGGACCUCAAGCAUCCAUCGUUCCGCACUCACCGACCAUCGAGCAUCCGAACAUUAUCUGUGUUGCAGGUGGAGUUGGUAUCACUGGAGUGCUGCCAUACGUCGAUAGUCGACCCAGUAUGACAGGGUUGAAAGGCAAAAAGAAGCUAUUCUGGGGUGUUAGGACUGAGCCGCUGGUAGAGGCAGUUCGAUCUGUUAUUCCCAGAGUCACGAAUGAUACGAACAGCCAGGAGCUUUGGAAUGACUUCGGGGUAGCUAUUUCUGUUGACAAGCGUUUCGACGUCGAUUCUGCCCUCAAAGAGGAACUGGAUGGCGUUACUGGGGGUACUAUAGUAGUUGUUUGCGGCCCAGCGGGAAUGGCUGACGAUGUUAGGGUUGCUGUUACGAAGUUAGGGCAACAGGGUUUGGUAGUGAAGCUGGUUGAGGAAAGCUUUGCUUGGUAG
This is a messenger RNA of Fusarium coffeatum, 2157 nucleotides long. RefSeq lists its product as uncharacterized. The transcript is spliced from 2 exons. NCBI's taxonomy places the organism in Eukaryota, Fungi, Ascomycota, Sordariomycetes, Hypocreales, Nectriaceae. Gene Ontology annotation, biological process: intracellular iron ion homeostasis; copper ion import; iron ion transport. The coding region runs from base 1 to 2157 and encodes 718 amino acids. Gene Ontology annotation, molecular function: ferric-chelate reductase activity. The record is from RefSeq and is a predicted model, not a curated record. Gene Ontology annotation, cellular component: plasma membrane.